Cotesia congregata is the source of this 1107-nucleotide messenger RNA. The record is from the annotation of a GenBank genome assembly. NCBI's taxonomy places the organism in Eukaryota, Metazoa, Arthropoda, Insecta, Hymenoptera, Braconidae.
AUGCAAACUGCGCUGACCAAUUUGAGUCAUUAUGUCUUUGAUUGUCCGCUGAAAAUGAAAGAAAGAGAUCAGGAGGCCCUAAAAAUCCAGCUGGAAAGGCUGAUUAGGACAAAAAUCAUCCACGAGACGAGUCUGAUGAGCAAUUCUGCGAGGCCCUGCAAACAUAAUUGUGACCUCCAAAGCAUUGCAAGUUCUCUAAAAACAUACGAAUGUUCAAAAUAUCUCGAUUGUCGGUAUAUUUCCUCUGGAUAUGAUGUUUGUUUAUUGAAUAACAGUUCAAGAUCUUACGAAUGGAUAAAAGAUAACGAGGGAAAUAUCUACGGUAAGAGUCAACAGAGUAGAGCGCACAAUGUAUGUCAAGGGAAUACUGUGACCUUAAAUAGAGAGUACACAUGGUACAAUGGGGUCGUAGUUGGAGUCAAGUUCGUGAAGAAAGACUUGAUGAUCCACGCGCAGAUCAAAGAAGGACAACUUCUACCUUAUGGAGGAAUUAAUUCAACAAAAUGGAAGGAUCUCGAGGCUUUUGACUACUCUGAAGAAAAUAGCCGCUUUUAUUUGGUCAAUCCCUCCGCAGAUUCUAAAGAACGGGUGAUGACACCUGGAAGAGACUAUGGACCUGCUGAGAAGAUAAAUUUAGAGGACCUGGUGGCGCCACCAGGGUACUUGGUCACCGGAGUGAGGUUCAGGUUUGCCUGGGACUCAGGUGUCCGGCCCUUUCGUAAGCACGGGACCACUCAGCUGGAGAUCCAAGCAACAAAGUUUGAUUUUGUAGAAAGAAAACUUCUUGAAAAAUCAUUCUGGGUUCCCCCGAGUUUACUGACAAAGAAAUAUUUGGAGCUGGAGAAUCCAGAUGAUCCUAACAAGGCUCCCGAAGAGCUCCAGGAAGUCACUCCAGGAAAAACAGUCGAGUUUCAAGCUUCAGACUUCGAAAAAGACGCUGGGCACUCGACAGUGCCCUUCUUUGACGGCAGAGACGUGGAAUUUUCACCUCCAGUUCCCUUCCAGGGCCUGGGCCUCUUUCACCGUGGACACAAAGGCUAUGGAGGAUACCUCGCCUUUCGUGCGGUCGAUCUUAAUAUGUUUACUUUUUUUUUUUCUGAAUAUUAA